This is a messenger RNA of Boleophthalmus pectinirostris (great blue-spotted mudskipper), 1461 nucleotides long. It is a transcript of the gene gpr39, whose product is annotated as G protein-coupled receptor 39. The record is from RefSeq and is a predicted model, not a curated record. The coding region runs from base 166 to 1461 and encodes 431 amino acids. Lineage: Eukaryota; Metazoa; Chordata; Actinopteri; Gobiiformes; Gobiidae. The transcript has 2 exons. Gene Ontology annotation, molecular function: G protein-coupled receptor activity. Gene Ontology annotation, biological process: G protein-coupled receptor signaling pathway. Gene Ontology annotation, cellular component: membrane.
ACACUAUGGAGCUACACGGAUGUUGGAUCAAUGUUUAAAACGAAAAUAUUGGAUUUUUGAAGAGGAAAUUUGUCCGCAGUGCCUUUCCAAGAGGAGAUUUUGUACACAAUCUGAAACUAACCUGAUAACAAUUCAAUCAAUCGCUGGUAAAUCAGUGCUUAUCUAAUGUCCACACUGAGCGAAGUCAUGGACGAAAUUGAAAUCGCCGAGGACAAAAACUGGGAAGAGCUAGAGCCAAAUUAUUCCUUAAAAAUUUUCUUGACAAUUUUGUACAGCCUCAUUUUGGUGACUGGAAUCGUGGGUAAUUCAAUAACAAUCCGAGUUACGCAAAUUUUGAAAAGGAAUGGAUAUUUGCAGAAAAACGUUACCGACCACAUGGUUAGCCUAGCGUGCUCCGACUUGCUAGUGCUGAUAAUCGGAAUGCCAGUGGAGUUAUAUAACGCAAUUUGGUUUCCGUUUUCCUCCUCAUCUGGUAACGUUUCCUGCAAAAUCUACAACUUUCUUUUCGAAGCAUGCAGCUACGCCACGAUCCUGAACGUGGCUACGCUUAGCUUCGAGCGCUACGUAGCUAUCUGUCAUCCAUUCAAGUUCAAGACAUUGGGAGGGAAGAGGACGUCAGGGCUAAUAACGUUUGCGUGGUUGGUAUCCGUGCUAGUAGCUUUGCCGCUAUUGGUCGCCACGGGAACACAAGGCCAUAUCCCGUUUAACAAAGACACGCCAGCUCAGAAUCUAACUUUUUGUACAAACUUGCGGGAUAAGUGGGUGAUGUUUCGAGUUAGCAUCUUCAUAGCGUUUAUAGUGUAUAUGAUCGUGCUCGUCGGUGUGGCGUUCAUGUGCAGAGCCAUGAUCCUGGUUUUGAGAAGACCGCUGAGCACGGUGGACAGAGAAGCCAAUGGGAGCUACGUGGCACCAAAACACGAAAGUCCCAAAGUGAAAAUGGCCCGGAAGCAGACCAUUAUUUUUCUAGGUCUAAUUGUGGGCUCUCUGAUGGUGUGCUGGCUCCCCAACCAGAUCCGUCGUCUGAUGAUGGCCGCCGUGCCCAAAUCCCACUGGACCAUCUCGUUUUUCCACAGCUACAUCGCCCUCCACCCUGUCGCUGACACGUUCUUCUACCUUAGCUCCGUGAUCAACCCUUUCCUCUACAACCUCUCCUCCAAACAAUUCAGAGAGGUGUUUCUACAAGUGCUAAAAUGUCGCUUGACCAUUGAACACGUCAACAAAAGGAACGUGCCCAGUUCCAGAGCAGCUUCCGGCCGAUCCAUACAGCCGCUGUUCAAGUCUCUGAGGAGAAGUAAAGGGAAUAAUACCGUGGGGAAGGACAGUCACAGACCACCACCCACUUUUACGACGUUUCAACCACAAACUGAUUCUGGAAUUGGCUCCGAAACACAGCAGCCUCUCAAUCUGCCCGAAGAGGCCGAAACAAGUGACAAAAAUAAAAUAUCAGAGUCUGAAGUUUGA